This is a messenger RNA of Aphidius gifuensis, 3603 nucleotides long. RefSeq lists its product as uncharacterized. The record is from RefSeq and is a predicted model, not a curated record. NCBI's taxonomy places the organism in Eukaryota, Metazoa, Arthropoda, Insecta, Hymenoptera, Braconidae. The annotation marks the transcript as partial. Gene Ontology annotation, molecular function: protein binding. The transcript has 4 exons.
AAAUCAUCAAAAUGUGGAAAUCAUUCAAAAACAUUGUUAAAUUUAUUUUCUAAAUUUUUCAUAAUUUAUUGUUUAAUUGGAGUUGUUAGUGUUAAAGAGAUACCAAUAACUCACGUGAUUGCUGUUGUUAAUGAUCCAGCUUAUUUACCAUGUGACAUAUCAACAAGACACAAUGGUGAUUCAGUACAAUUAGUACUGUGGUAUCGUGAUGAUCUUGAUGAAUCAGUAUACAGUGUUGAUGCACGUGAUCGUGAUUUUGGAAUAGCUGAACGUUGGUCAGAUGAAACAGUAUUUUCAAAUCGUGCAUAUUUUAUUGAUGAUAAAAAACCAGCUCAACUUGCUAUUGAUCGUGUACAUGAAAAAGACAGUGGUGUAUACAGAUGUAGAGUUGAUUUUUUAAUUGGUCAAACACGUAAUAGUAAAGUUAAUUUAACAGUUAUAAUACCACCCCAUAAAAUAUUAAUAACUGAUGAAAAUGGUAUUGUUAGAAAUUCACGUGUUGGUCCAUAUCUUGAGAGUGAUGAUUUAGAAUUAAAUUGUGAUGUUUAUGGUGGUAAACCAUUGCCACUUGUAUCAUGGUAUCUUGAUAAAACAUUAAUAACAAAUGAAUCAAUAAUAUUACGUCCAGGUGUAUUAAGAAGUACAAUUGUCAUAAAAAAUUUAGAAAGACGUGAUAUACAUACUGAGCUAAUAUGUAUUAGUAAUAAUAACAACAACAAAACAAUACCAAUAACAACAAAAGUUAGAAUUGAUAUGAAUUUUAGUCCAUUGUAUGUAAAAAUAAUUGGACAAAAUAAGGCAUUAUCAGCUGAUAAAAGAUAUGAUAUUGUAUGUGUAACAUAUGGCUCAAGACCACCAGCAUUGGUGACAUGGUGGCGUGAUGAUGAAAGAUUAAUUGAUUCAAAUGAAACAAGUUCAAGUGAUGGUAAUGUAACAACAAGUGUUUUAUCAUUUAUACCAAAUAAAACAGAUACAAAAAGAAAGCUAAUAUGUCGAUCAGAAAAUACGGCAAUGUCAUCUGGACCAAUUGAUGAUGAAUGGAUACUUGAAAUUAAUUAUAAACCAGAAACACGUAUACAAUUAGGUACAUCACUUGAUAAAAAUACAAUACGUGAAGGUACUGAUGUUUAUUUUGAUUGUUUAACAAGUGCACAACCAUCUGUUUAUCGUGUUGAAUGGCGUCAUAAUAAUAAUAUAUUAGGGCAUAAUAUACAUCGUGGUAUUAUUAUUAGUAAUCAAAGUCUUGUAUUACAAGGUGUUGAACGUUCAUCUGCUGGUAAUUAUACAUGUGUUGGUUUUAAUAUUGAAGGUGAUGGUGAAAGUUUACCAUUUAAUUUAAAUGUUAUGUUUACACCAACAUGUAAACCAAAUCAAACUAAAAUACAUGGUGUUGCUAAACAAGAAAAAGCAUUUAUAACAUGUCAAGUUGAUGCUAAUCCAAUGAAUGUUGAAUUUCAUUGGACAUUUAAUAAUUCAGCUGAGAGUAUUAAUGUUGCAUCUGGACAUAUUGGUAAAUCUGGUACAAAAUCAGUUGUAUCAUAUACACCAAUGACUGAAUUAGAUUAUGGUACAUUAUUAUGUUGGGCUAAAAAUAAUAUUGGUAGUCAAUUGGUACCAUGUGUUUAUCAUAUUAUACCAGCUGGUCAUCCAGAUAUGGUGCAUAAUUGUACAACAAGAAAUACAUCAAUUAAUUCAUUUUCCAUAAGAUGUACUGAAGGUUUUAAUGGUGGUUUACAACAAUCAUUUUUAAUUGAAGUACGUGAAAGUCAUAGUCAAGAAUUAAAAUAUAAUUCAACAUCACCAAUACCACAAUUUCGUGUUGGUUAUUUAGAUCCUGGUAAACUUUAUCAUGCUUGUAUUUAUGCAUAUAAUGAAAAAGGACGUAGUGAAGCUAUGGUUAUACAAGCUGGAACACUUAGAUUACCAGAAAAACAACAUACAACUGAAAAUGGAAAAACAAGAGAUCGACCACGACAUCAUGUUAAAUUAACACCAAUGUUAAGUAUAAUGAUUGGUGUAUUUGCUGCAUUACUUAUUGUUGCUGUUAUUGUAAUAAUAGUAUUACGUAUACAAAAUGGUAAUUCAGAUAAUCAUGGUAAACCACAUAUUGAAGAUUUAAAUAAAACAACUAAAACAAUACCAAUACAACGUGAGCUACGUUUUCGUGAAGGUUUAGUUACUGAUGAAAAACAUGUACCAAAUACAUACACAAAAACAAGAGAAUCAAAUGGUGAAUUAAGUGAAGGAGAUGAUAAAAAUCCAGAUAUUAUACCACAAAAAAUUAUGAGUAAUUCAGAGGAGCAUCAAAAACAACAACAGCUUCAUCAACAACAACAACAACAACAACAACAACAAAUACAUCAACAACAAUUACAACAGCAUCAUCAACAACAAAUGAUGGAUUAUGCUAGAAAAAGAAGACUUCAAGCAGUAUCAACAAUUGACACAUCACCAUCAAGAGUUAUUAAUGAACAAUCAAGUGGACAACCAGCAAGUUUAGGCUAUUAUCCAGCUGCUGUUAGUUAUUGCACUAUGAGAAGAGAUAUACCAAUGAGAGAAUGGACUGCAUUACCAUCAACAAAACAUGUCAAUUUUCAACCAAUGAUGAUGACACCAAUGUACAGUUCUGGUGUAUGUACAUUACCAAGGCAACAUUGGCCAGCUCCUUCAAAUCGUCAUUCAAUGUCAAUGUCAAUGACAAUGACACCACAACCAAUAUUAUAUUCAGAUAUUAAUAUUGUACGUACAUGUCCAAGUGGUACGAUUUUAACAAAUGAUUAUCCAACUACAACGACAACUAGAAUACCACUUCAAAGAUGUGUACAAACAUCACUUGAUUCAAAUACAUCAAUGUCAUCAAUGACAACAUCAACAACUACAACAACAGUGCCAACAACAAUGCCAACAACAACAAAACGUGAAAGUUCUGUGUGACCAACAAAUAAUAUUUAAUUUUUAUAAUUUUUCAUUAACAAGACUUGAUUAUUAUCUUAAAAAAGAACAGUAUUAUUUUUAUUUUUUAUUUCUAUUAAUCAAGUGUCCUUUUAUACACAUUUAUUUAUUUAUUUUUAUUAUGAAUUUUUUUUUUCUUUUCUAACGUAACUGUAAUACGGGGUAAUUCGAAUUUAAAAUAGUAAUUAAUUAAUAUUGGUAAUUUUAAUAAUUAAUAAUAAAUUGUGUGUACUACUUUGUGUAAAUAUUUUAAAUAUUUACAUAUUUUAUACGUCAACUUUGAGAAGACUAAUUGUCAUUAUAGAGCUUUUUUUUGUUUUUUUUUUCUAUAAUUGGAAAAAUAAAUGUCUAAUUAAAAUGUGAAAAUAAAAUAUAUAUAUACCUCGAUAUGUACUUGUAUGUUGUAUGAAAUUUUAUAAUUGAUAAUUAUUUUAUCAAUCAAUUUGUAGUCAAUUUGUUUCACCAGAAUGUCAUUAUUAAAAAAAAUUUAUUAUUAUUUCACGAAUAUGUGACAUAUCUUUUUGUUUGCCAUAAUGGAAACAAUAAUUUAUAUUCAAUUCUGGUGAAUUUUAAAUGUAAUAAUUUAAUAAUUAAUAACGAAUUAUUCGAAAUGUGUUUUUUAAAAAUCAAAAAAAAAAUAAUAAUUCAAAA